CCACCCCCGGUGACCCGUCCGGCCUGAAGUUGACCCCAUCCGGCAACGAACCUGGGGAGUGGGGAGGAGCCUUCGGGGCAGGAUCCAGACAGUCCAUCCCUCGCCUGGCCCCCAGCUGGGGGAGUCCCGGGCGCGCGCCAGCUGCGUUCACGGUGGGUGCCUCACACCUGCCAGCGUCUUCUUCACCCCCAGCUGUGAGGCCGAGACUCCCCCAAUCCGGGAAGGCGCCCCACACCUGCUGCAGUCGUGCAUCUCCCUGCAGCUGCGGGCCUGCGCUCCCCCCGUGCUGAGAGAAAGGCCAGGCUCCAGCCAUACCUCAAUGGACUCCAGGGGCAUCUUGAAGGCAUUUCCCAAGCGGAAGAAAAUUCAUACCAAUCCAUCAUCAAAAGCACUUGCAAAGAUUCCCAAGAGGGAAGACGGAGAAGCAGCAGGAGAGUGGCUGAGCUCCGUGCGGGCGCAUGUUGUACCCACUGGCAUUGGGCGAGCCCGGGCAGAACUCUUUGAGAAGCAGAUUGUCCAGCAUGGUGGCCAGAUAUGCCCUGCCCAGGCCCCAGGGGUCACUCACAUCGUGGUGGAUGAAGGCAUGGACUGUGAGCGAGCCCUCCGCCUCCUUAGACUGCCCUGGCUGCCCCCAGGUGCUCAGCUGGUGAAGUCAGCCUGGCUGAGCUCGUGCCUACAGGAGAGAAGGCUCGUGGACACAGCAGGAUUCAGCAUCUUCAUCCCCAAGAGGUACCUGGAUCAAGCACAGCUCAGCAAAGCAGACCAAGGCUCUUCGACUCCUCCUGGAGCUAGUGAGGCUCAGCUCAGGACAGUCCUCUCUCCUUCCCCUCCUCGCACCAGACCUGUAUCUCCUCCCUGGAGGGCAGAGGAAGUCGCAAGCCUCCAAGCACAGCCCGGCUCUGGUGGUGAAACCAGUGAUGGGGAAGAGACCCAGGUUGGCGCAGCUGAUCUGGAAGCCCUGAUCAGCGGCCGCUACCCAACCCCCCUUGAGGGAGAUGGUGAGCCUAGCCCAGCCCCUGAGGGCCUGGAUAAGUGGGUCUGUGCACAGCCUUCGAGCCAGAAGGCGACCAACUACAACCGCCACAUCACAGAGAAGCUGGAAGUGCUGGCCAAAGCCUACAGUGUUCAGGGGGACAAGUGGAGAGCCCUGGGCUAUGCCAAGGCCAUUAAUGCCCUCAAGAGCUUCCACAAGCCUGUCACCUCCUACCAGGAGGCCUUCAGUAUCUCUGGAAUUGGAAAGCGGAUGGCUGAAAAGAUCGUAGAGAUCCUGGAGAGUGGGCAUCUGCGGAAGCUGGACCACAUCAGUGAAAGCGUGCCUGUCUUAGAGCUCUUCUCCAACAUCUGGGGAGCUGGAACCAAGACUGCCCAGAUGUGGUACCAUCAGGGUUUCCGGAGCCUAGAAGACAUCCGAAACCAGGCCUCUCUGACUACCCAGCAGGCCAUUGGCCUGAAGCAUUAUGAUGACUUCCUGGAUCGCAUGCCCAGGGAGGAGGCUGCAGAGAUUGAGCAGACAGUCCGGGAAGCAGCUCAGGCCUUCAACCCUGGGCUGUUGUGCCUGGCAUGUGGUUCAUACCGACGGGGGAAGGCAACCUGCGGUGAUGUGGAUGUGCUGGUCACCCACCCGGACGGCCGGUCUCACCAGGGCAUCUUCAGCCGCCUCCUGGACAGCCUCCGGCAGCGAGGGUUCCUGACGGAUGACUUGGUGAGCCAGGAGGAGAACGGCCAGCAGCAGAAGUACUUGGGUGUAUGCCAGCUCCCAGGGCCAGGGCGGCGGCACCGACGACUGGACAUCAUUGUGGUUCCCUACAGCGAGUUUGCCUGUGCCCUGCUCUACUUCACUGGCUCUGCCCACUUCAACCGCUCCAUGCGGGCUCUGGCCAAGACCAAGGGCAUGAGCUUGUCGGAGCAUGCGCUCAGCACAGCUGUGGUCCGGGACACCCAAGGCCUCAAGGUGGGGCUUGGCCAAAUACUGCCCACCCCCACUGAGAAGGAUGUCUUCAGGCUCUUAGGCCUGCCCUACCGAGAACCAGCUGAGCGGGACUGGUGACCCAUGACUGGGGGAGGGGGUGCCAAGCUGGACCAGCUGCCCCUCCUGGCCAUUCCUCCAGCCUCAGCUGGCUGAACCUGACUCACUGAUGGAAAAGGCCAGCCUGGCUCCCAGGGCUACCCAGCCCUCUCCCUGACAGGAACAGGGUGCUGCCCCUUCUACUCACCAUUGCCCCUGGGAGAGUUUUGCACAUGGCCCCCUGCCCCAUUUUAAGCAGGAACUGGUGCCUGGUUUGAGGCCAGCUUCCUGUGCUGAAGGCCCAGGCAUCCCCCUUCUCUACCCCAAGGAGGGUCUAGCAUGGGAUGGGGGCUGCAGGGGAGAGGUGCACAGCUGAGGCCCAACAUCACCCAAGACCCUUCAGAGCAGGAGAAUGAGCCACUCCACGCGUGCUCCCUCCGCCCACCCCACUUCCUGUGCAGCUGGCAGUGUAGGGAAGGGGCACCCCAGGCGCGAUGAGGAUAGCAUUGGAAGGCCCAGGGAUCCAGUAAAGUGCACUUGACAUUCAA
Delphinapterus leucas (beluga whale) is the source of this 2553-nucleotide messenger RNA. It is a transcript of the gene POLL, whose product is annotated as DNA polymerase lambda. Lineage: Eukaryota; Metazoa; Chordata; Mammalia; Artiodactyla; Monodontidae. The record is from RefSeq and is a predicted model, not a curated record. Gene Ontology annotation, biological process: double-strand break repair via nonhomologous end joining. Gene Ontology annotation, molecular function: DNA binding; DNA-directed DNA polymerase activity. Gene Ontology annotation, cellular component: nucleus.